Chionomys nivalis (European snow vole) is the source of this 669-nucleotide messenger RNA. RefSeq names its product CD209 antigen-like protein E. Lineage: Eukaryota; Metazoa; Chordata; Mammalia; Rodentia; Cricetidae. The record is from RefSeq and is a predicted model, not a curated record. The transcript has 7 exons. The coding region runs from base 1 to 669 and encodes 222 amino acids.
AUGUCCCUAGAGGUGAAGCUUCCAGUUGUGGAGAUGUCCUGUUCCACGGGUGAGCAGCUGAACUAUAAUGAAAUAACAGAGGUAAAAGCUGAAAUCGGGUGUGUGAGACAUGACCUGGUCCCCUUGGUGCUGCAGCUGCUUUUCCUCAUUCUCUUCUCUGGGGUCCUUGUGGCAUUUCUUCUCCAAGUUCCAAAGGUUCCCUGCACCCAGGAUCAGGAGAUCUACCAGGAGCUCAUGCAGCUGAAGCCUAAAGUCGACUCCCUGUGCCGUCCCUGCUCCUGGGACUGGAUGUUCUUCAAUGGAAAUUGUUACUUUUUCUCCAUAACUAAACGUAACUGGAGUGAUUCCCUCAGGGCUUGCCAAGAAGUGGGGGCCCAACUAGUCAUCAUUGAAAGUUAUGAGGAACAGGACUUUCUACAGAAGAUGUUUAAGAUUAGAGGCAAUUUCUGGAUUGGGUUGUCAGACAUGAAACAAGAAGGCUCAUGGCAAUGGGUGGAUGAUUCACUUUUGUCACCAAGCUUUAAAAAAUAUUGGACCUUAUGGAAAAGUGAAGACCAUUCAGAGACUGACUGCGCAGAACUUACAGAUUAUGGCUGGAAUGAAGACAACUGCAAAAAUGAGAAAUUAUGGAUAUGCGAGAAGUCUCCAGCAUCCUGCCCCAACAAAUGA